AUGCGUGCUCCCCUCACCAUACGUGCUCCCCUCACCAUGUCUGCUGCCCUCACCAUGCGUGCUCCCCUCACCAUGUGUGCUCCCCUCACCAUGCGUGCUCCCCUCACCAUGUGUGCUCCCCUCACCUUGCGUGCUCCCCUCACCAUGCGUGCUACCCUCACCAUGCGUGCUCCCCUCACCAUGCGUGCUGCCCUCGUUGGUCUCGUGCGCCUCAAGAAGACCGGCCUUCGCGCCCCUCCCAAGUUCCUCCCCCCUGAGCCAGAUCCGCCUCCAGGGGUCUGGACACAGUUCUCGAUGGCAGAUACCCUCAUGAUUUGUGCCCUCUUCCCCGUCUCCUUCUUCUCCUCCCUCUCCUCCUUCUCCUUCCUCUCCUCCCCCUCCUCUCUCAUCCCCCUCCCCUCCCUCUCCUUUAACUCCCCCUUCUCCCCCCUCUCCUUCUUCUCCCCCUCCCCCCUCUCCCCCAUCUCCUCCCUCUCCCCCCUCUCACCCUGCUUCUCCCCAAUGCUACCCUCCCGUUCGUUUGCCCCUUUGGAAAGAGGUCAUGAGGGGAUGGUGGAUUCUGGGAAGGCUGAGAGGAAAGUGGAGGCAGGGGGGAAUGACCAUGCGCAGGCGGAGGGGGGGGCGGACGGAAAGAAGAGGACGCUUGAGCAUCCGCAAAGGGGGGAGGAUUGGCGGGAGGAGGAGAAGGAGGAAGAGGAGGAGGAGGAGGAGGAGGAGGAGGAGGAGGAGGAGGAGGAGGAGGAGGAGGAGGAGGAGGAGGAGGAGGAGGAGGAGGAGGAGGAGGAGGAGGAGGAGGAGGAGCAUAGUGGUGGAAAGAUGGAGGGGAGAAGUAAUGAUGUUGAUAAGGGUGGUGGUGGGGAAAGGGGUCGUAAGAAGGGUGAGGGUGGUGAGGGGGGGGGACGAGAGGGUGAGGAGAGGGGGGGUCGUGAGGAGGAGGAUGGUGUGGGGGAGGUUGGUGAGGAGGGGGUUGAUGCGUUGGAGGGUGGUGAGGGUCUGGGUGGUGGGGGGGAGGAGGGUAAUGCGGAGGGGAAGGGUGAUGCGGGGGAGGGUGGUGAGGAGGAGGAGGGUGGUGAGGAGGGGGAGGGUGAUGGGGAGGGGGAGGGUGAUGGGGAGGGGGAGGGUGAUGGGGAGGGGGAGGGUGAUGAGGAGGUGGAGGGUGAUGAGGAGGGGGAGGGUGAUGAGGAGGGGGAGGGUGACGGGGAGGGGGAGGGUGAUGAGGAGGGGGAGGGUGAUAGGGAGGGGGAGGAGCAGGAGGAGCAGGAGAUCCGUCACCCUCUUGCUUCAGAAACUCAGGCUCCAGAGCGUGAGGCGAGUGCAGAGAGGCCAGCGGCGGAGGAGGAAGCGGGGGAGAAGGCGAAGACGCAGCAGCAGGCACAGGCAGGUGCGGAGCUGAAGCUGCUUCACCAGCAGACGCCUUCUGACUCGAGUCAAAACGCCCGUGCUGCUGACCUGAAGCUGCUGCUGCUGGUGGACCAGCUGCACCUGCAGGGACUACUAAAGCCACUCCCCCAGCUGUUUCCAUUGCAGGCACACCCUCUCCUGCUAGACCCACUCCUGCAGCAGCCCCGCCAAUCUCUCCAGGCCCUCCAAUCUCUCCACUCCCCCCAGAUUCUCCAAUCCCCCCAGUCCCUCCAAUCCCCUCAGUCCGAGGCAGGAAGAGCAACAGGGAUUCUGACAAGUCAAGAAGCGCCGACUCCAGAUUGCCUGCAGUUUCUGCUGCCUCGCCAGCCACCACAUCCUCCCAGCUGCCCUCCUCUUCGCCAGAGCUGGUAA
Messenger RNA from Closterium sp. NIES-65, 1773 nucleotides. NCBI's taxonomy places the organism in Eukaryota, Viridiplantae, Streptophyta, Zygnematophyceae, Desmidiales, Closteriaceae. The record is from the annotation of a GenBank genome assembly.